Molecule: messenger RNA, 829 nt
Organism: Daphnia magna
Lineage: Eukaryota; Metazoa; Arthropoda; Branchiopoda; Diplostraca; Daphniidae
Product: U3 small nucleolar RNA-associated protein 25-like
Exons: 2
Coding region: 89-829 (246 amino acids)
Molecular function (GO): zinc ion binding; nucleic acid binding
Source: RefSeq, a predicted model, not a curated record
UCUACCAAGAAACGAGCAAACAAUAGCAAACCUAACACCAAGACUGGUAAACGAAGAAGCCAUCAGCAGAGCGGCCAACAACGGCGCGAUGGAUCCGACCGAUACGGCCUUCUUUGCGUUCCACUCGCCUAAGGCAGCCGCUUUCGCCGGGCAGAGCGCUGCAAAGACACCCCCAGGGCAAAGUUUCGACAACGCAGCACACGCGCAAGGGGGAUUCCGUGGCCGUGGACGAGGCCCCUACUUUACGGGCGAAUGGCGAGGACGCGGCAGAGGCAGAGGAGGAAGAGGAGGUAGAGGUGGUGGCAGCUCCAAUCCGCACAACCACUCAUACGCACGAAAAGAUGGACAACAACAAAACGAUCAGCAGCAAAGCAGCCAACAUGCCGGCUCAGUCGUCUGCUUCAACUGCAAUGGAAAUGGACACAAAGCUUAUCAGUGUCCAACAAAAAGAGAAGAAGAACGUGGUCAGGCGAGACAAGAAAAUUUCAACAAGAAAAGAGGUUUUGGUUGUAUCUCUUCGUCAUUGUGUCUGGUUGCACGGGAACACAAGACUCAACUAAUCGAAGGUGUAGAUGAAAGCCAAGACACUCCCGAUAAUCAAGAUGCAUCAGUCGAAGAAGCUCCCCAAGUCGAGGCCUUAGAGGAGGAGAUUGAACGGGCUCCUGGCGGCAGAAAUGAAGAGGGUACGGAAGUCCUCGACGUUGCGAAUGCGGAACCUGUUCACGCUGUGACUCCUGAUCACGCCAACAAGAAUCAAGAAGUGGAUGAAGUCCCCAACGUUGACGCCUCACCAAUAUCGAUUCACGAUUCACACAAUUAUCGAAGGUAA